CGGGGGUCCCCGAUUCCCCCCUGGGCAAGCGUGGCCUCCGAGGGCAUGAGGUCCGGGCCCAGCGCUUUCGGUUCUUGGAGGAGCCUGGCCUGGGGGCCGAGGGGGCCGUACUGGAGGUCAGCGUCCCGCAGGUGCUGCAUCUGCAGUAUGGAAUGUAUGUUUGGCCCUGUGCGGUGGUCCUGGCUCAGUACCUGUGGUUUCACAGAAGAUCUCUGCCGGGCAAGGCCGUCUUAGAGAUUGGAGCUGGAGUGAGCCUUCCAGGAAUUAUGGCUGCAAAAUGCGGUGCUGAAGUGAUCUUGUCGGACAGUUUAGAGCUGCCUUACUGUCUAGAAAUCUGUCGGAAAAGCUGUGAAAUGAAUAACCUGCCACAGGUGCCUGUCGUAGGACUGACAUGGGGACAUGUAUCUCAAGAUCUUCUGGCUCUACCACCACAAGAUAUUAUUCUUGCAUCUGAUGUGUUCUUUGAACCAGAAGAUUUUGAAGACAUCUUAACUACAGUCUACUUUUUGAUGGAAAAAAACCCCAAAGUCCAAUUGUGGUCCACCUACCAGGUAAGAAGUGCUGACUGGUCACUUGAAGCUUUGCUCUACAAGUGGGAUAUGAAAUGUGUCCACAUUCCUCUGGAGUCUUUUGAUGCAGACAAAGAAGAUAUAGCAGAAUCUGCCCUCCCAGGAAGACAUACUGUUGAAAUGCUGGUCAUCUCCUUUGCAAAGGACAGUCUCUGAAUUACACCUACAUACAGGUUCUUCUGGGACAAUGUCAAUACUAAUUAGCAACCUGGCAUGCCAACUAAGACUCAGACCACUUCAGCUUCUUGGGAGUACAAGCACUGAAUCUGAAGAUAGUCUGGGUGGCCUUAAAGAUGGUAGUGGGUCACCUAAACACUCAUGGGUUACAAAGCCAUGAAAACAAAAAUUAACAGA
Molecule: messenger RNA, 923 nt
Organism: Neomonachus schauinslandi (Hawaiian monk seal)
Lineage: Eukaryota; Metazoa; Chordata; Mammalia; Carnivora; Phocidae
Gene: METTL23
Product: methyltransferase like 23
Exons: 5
Coding region: 153-725 (190 amino acids)
Cellular component (GO): nucleus; cytoplasm
Source: RefSeq, a predicted model, not a curated record